Molecule: messenger RNA, 2541 nt
Organism: Nymphalis io (European peacock)
Lineage: Eukaryota; Metazoa; Arthropoda; Insecta; Lepidoptera; Nymphalidae
Exons: 12
Coding region: 99-2498 (799 amino acids)
Biological process (GO): DNA damage checkpoint signaling; DNA repair
Source: RefSeq, a predicted model, not a curated record
CAUAGGUACAUAAUUUAUGUUUAUUUUUGAAAAUAGUUAAGUUUUUAACAGAUUUUUUUAAAAUGAAAGUAGAUUGAAAAAGUGUUGAAGUCAAAAAAAUGUCCAAAAGAUUUAUAUAUCCCCAACAACAUGGAGAAAGAAAAAAAGCUAAACUUGAUAUUACCGUAUCCGAUCAUAAUUUUCCACUGAGUCAAAUUGCUGGGCCUAGUAAAGACAAUGAACCAACAAACACUUGGGGAGAUGACAAUGAUGACGAAAUACUUUUAUUGGCGAGCCAAGCUUGCGAAGAAGCUUUUACAGAACCUAAUAAUACUACAUUACCUGAUUAUAGCAUGUGUAUGCAACCUUCAACAACAAGUACUCAAAUUAGCAAGCCCAUUCCAAGUACAUCUAAGUCUACCUUUUCUUUUAAAAAACCUUUCAGUCCAAUGAAUGCAGUAUCAACAAAAAUGAGAGAUGGCUUAAAAACAAUAUCUUCACCACUACCUGGCAUGUUUAAAGACUGCAAAAGAGAUAGUGUUAAUAUUAGCGAGGAUAUCAUAAUUAAUGACCAUAUUUAUAAAGGCCAAAACUCCGACCAAGUUUACCGUCAGCUUCUGCAAAUACAAGAAGAAAAUGCAAAAUUGAAGUCAGAAAAUGGUAAAUUGUUAGAAAAAUGUUUCACAAAAGAAGGUGAGGCAUCAAUACUACGAACUCAGCUGAAGACAUGCCAAAUAGCAGUAGAUAAUGCAAGGUUAGAGAAAAUAAAGGCUCAGGAAAAAGCUCAAAUCGAAUGGUCAGAGAAGUUGACAACUGUAAAUAACGAAAUGCAUGAGUUACGUAAUCAAUUAGAUUUUAAGAACUUGGAAAUAAUUAGUAUCAAAGAGAAAUGCAAGAUGCUGGAAUCAAACAAAGUAAAGCUAACCCAGAUAACUGUAGCUGGUAAUGACAUAUCUUCAAGUCAAAGACAUAACAAUAGUAUGUAUGGAAAAAAAGAAGCUGCAAAUUUUACAAGGAAAGUUAAAACAACAUCAAACAGUGUUCAGACUGAAGAUAAAUCUUAUUUUUUGAAACUCAAUGUAAUAUUAAGAAAUGAACAUUCAAAAUUAUCGCAAAUUUUACCUUUCAUCUUGGAACCGACAAAAAAACAAUAUUCCAUUCUGGACUUCAAUGAAAAGCUUCAGCAGCGGACAGAUGUACAAAACAAAUGUAGAAUAUUUAGCACAUUCCACAGAUUGCCGACUACACCAUGUAUUGGGAAAGAGAUUGGGAAAAGUGAAGACACAUUGAGUUGUAUAUAUGAAGAACUCAGUCGUUUAGCUGCAAAUAAAUAUGGCAACAUUGAAAUAUGCUUAAAUAUCCUUAACAUAACUCAAAGUUUUAUUAAGAAUGUUCAGCAAGAACUCGAGAUGAUUUCCCGGAGAAUGACUACAGCCUUCCAAAAGGAAAUGGAUGAGAGAUAUAUUGAUGCUACAUUUAAGUUGUUCGUCAUUGAGAAGAAUGAUUUAUUGAGUGGAAGGGCUUUAUAUAAAGAGGAACAAGGUAUAUUAGCACGAAGAAUGGUAUGUGUUUUAUAUUACCUUCUUGAAGAUACUAGAAAUAAAGAAUUACUGAAUAAGUUAUUGGAUCAAGAUAAGAAAAAUGAUUCAAAUGAGCAGACAUAUUCAUUUAUUAUUGAUAUUGCUAGGAUAUGUUCCUUAUUAGACAAUACAACAUGCGCCUUAAUGUACAGUGGUUUGUUACUAUCAAUAACAUUGUUUUUGCAAGCCUACGCAACCAACCAUGAAAGAAAUAAGCAAAUAUUACAUAUAUGCAAGUCUAUUAUAGUUUCUCGUCCAAUGCCAUUUGUUACCAUUGAGAUAUUGAAAUUACUUGGGAAAUUAGCAUAUGAAGAGAAUUUUUUGUUACAAAUAUGUUGUAAAGGUUCAAAUGGAAAUUUAAAAUUGGAUUAUGAUCAAGGUGUCUUAUUGUAUAAGAAAGAUUCGUGUGCGUUACAAAUUGUUCUUAAACAGACAGAAGUAUCUUUAAAAUGUAUAGAGAAGCAUCAUAUAGUGGUACAAACAUUGGAGAUUACGAGAAGUCUACUUAGGUUAUAUUGUAUCCUGAAUAGUCAAUCUGACAGUCAGUUAGAACAACACAGAUGUGACUGUCAGACUGUCUUUAUACAAGUUAUUGUUUUCGCACUUAGGAUAUGUGCCGAGUUUUUAAAUGUUGACAAGGACACAAAAUUAGAUAGUUCACAACAUGAGAAAGAGACCGAUAUAAUGUCAGUGUGUCGAAACGGAGUGCAGCUACUUCAGCGCUGCGGGGCGCUGUCAGCUGCUGAAGGACCACUGCAGGCACUGUGUCUUCGACUUACCUCCGCUCUCAACACCACCACCUGCCAGCGCGACCGUGACUUCUGUAACAUGUUAUUAGAGAUAACAAGCACAUUCCAAACGUACUCGGAGGAGUUACCGCCCAGCUACCAGACAAAGGCCUGGCUCAAGAGUUUCGAGACAUUUUCAAUUGCAGACUGAUUGUGUAAAUUUGUUUUACAAUUGUAAAUAAUAUAAACUAUUU